CACCAGGUUGAGCUGGUGAAGGGAGGGAUCGGUGUGGAGCCAGGAGAGCAUCAUCCAUCCAGUGGUUCACAGUGGAAGGAACACGCACUGUGCGCCAGAUCAACUAUGAAACAUGGCAAAUGCACACAGAUGCCAGUCGAGCCGUUCCGUGUCAUGUGCGUUUGAGGAUGACCUGCGCGUCUCGGUCCAAAAGGUAGGAGCGACGCAGCGCGCGACUACACGUCAACUCAGAAGAAAUGCCAUCUCACCUAAGUGAUCUUCUCUCUGCCCGUGGAUUCUUCUAUCUUCUUAAUCCGUCUCGUCUCGUCUCGUCAGAAACUGAACGGAUGUCAUGACUUGUGCCCUCAGGAUUGCAAAGCUGUGAAACCACAAUGAAAACCGCGCGUUUUGUGCUUCUGCGUCUACUCCAACUGUCAUUAAUUACGCACCGCAAUUAGAAAACGAAAAAAAAAAAAAAUCCACGUUGAUUAAAAACAAUGGAAAGACCUUCGACGUCAGGGACAAAGACGUUUCUUUGCUGUGGAUUGGAUGCCGUUCAUUUCAACACUACCAUGGGGAAAUGUCUGGACUGAAACACAAGGAGAUAUUCUAACACAGUGGGACAGACGAGCCUGGGGGUGAAGAAAUGGUCAUCACUGAUAGAAGCACAGGCACUUCUGUACCUAAAAAGGAGGCACAGAAGAAGAAGAGGAGGAAGUCUCGUCCUCAUGGCCUCCCCUCCCCGGCGCUCUGCUGUGCCUGUGGACUAUGCAUCAUGCUGGCUGGACUCAACAUCACCUUGGUGGGAGCGUUUGCCUUCAGCACAAUGGUGCCUUCUGACAACCCUCCAAUCAUUAUCGGACCAAUCCUUCUGCUGGUGGCCUUUUCCUUUUUUGGGGCCUGCUGCGUCUGUAGCCGCCUCCCCCCUCCUCACAGCUCUCACCGGGCUAAGGUGGGCGGCAGGGGCACGGGGUUGAUGGGACACGGCGGACUGGCUGGAGGAGCUGCUUUUGAAAUAGAGACCAGCGAGCACACGUUGCAGGAUACUACAGCUGUGCAGCUCAGUCCCACGUCCUCCCCAGGAUCUUCUCGAAUGUCCAGCCCAGAAAAGGAGGCUCCCGACACAGCUGUACCGGGGCCGUGCAAGCUCUUCACCAUGGAGACCAACGGCCCCUCUUCUAUUUCCGCCACAGCAGUCUACUCAGCCUCCACAGCAACAGGAGGGGAGGUGAGGCUCAACCUGCCAUGUGAAGAAGUGGUCACCUAGCAGGCCACAAAGACUUCAGAGGAUGUAAAUAUAUUUUGAUUUGAGGGCUUGCUGAGUGUGAUUCUGUUUUCUAGUUUACGUGCCAUAUUUCUGGUUGUGACAAAUUGUCAGCAGUAUGCUUUUGAUUUUCUGCAGCCAACUGGUAAUUAGCAUGCAAAUUUAUUGAAUCAACCAAGUAUCUGUGAAUCCUAGGUGUUGGAAUUCAGAUUCCUACCUCUAAAGUGCUGUUCUUCUCCAAGUCUUUGUUUUUACAGUGGGGGCAUUAUGAGCAGUUUUCAUGUA
This is a messenger RNA of Sphaeramia orbicularis (orbiculate cardinalfish), 1528 nucleotides long. Its product is annotated as transmembrane protein 275-like. The record is from RefSeq and is a predicted model, not a curated record. NCBI's taxonomy places the organism in Eukaryota, Metazoa, Chordata, Actinopteri, Kurtiformes, Apogonidae. The transcript is spliced from 2 exons. Bases 626 to 1246 code for a protein of 206 amino acids.